AAGAAACUUGUCCUCUAUUCUUCCUUCUACUUAUUCCAACACUUUCCAUUGCACACGCCAAAUCUUCCUCUUCAUUGUUAUGAUUGUAUGUGCAAAUUUGAUUUCCUGCCUCUGCCAUACUUCAAAUCUUCAAAAAUAUUCCACCUGUCGAGUAAUCCCCUGAAAGAACACGUUCGUGAAUAAAAAGGUAUAAUUCAUGGUAGAGUGCUUGUGUCAUAAAAAAAACUGAUAAUGAUAACACUUACCAGCUCUGGUUUCCACUGAUUGUGUAAGAAAUUAUUGUUAAUUUUAGUUUAUAAAUAAGAAAUUCAAACAUUUCGUUAUGUUUCGCUAUUUAUACUACCACGUGGUUGAUAGUAGUAUCCCCCACCCGUCAAGUAGGCGCAUGUUGUUUUAAAACAUACGAACGUCAGAUGUCUGAGGCCGCUGGAGUUCAUGUCUUGAGUAAUAAAAUUAUUUCUGAUAGCAAACGCAAAUAUCUUACCGACAAAUUUGCGGGUUAUUAGGAAAUUGUUUUUCGUUUUUCAAUACUUGAUACGUUCUCCAACGCAUGCGCGCGGCCAAUUUAGCUUCAUAAAAAGGGAAGAGUGGUACCGUGUCCAAUAAGAGCACGUAAAAUAUACAGCUAUUUUAGUAACAAUCUCUCUACCGGUGAAAUACAUUAUUGAGGAAGAGUACCAUCAGCAAUAUUCGAAAACAUGGCUACAGUGAAAGAAGUUGGCGGCUACAAAGUUGGGAAUCUCAUCAUAGAAGGCAAGACUAAACAAGUGUAUGAUGUGCCUUCAAUGCCAGGUCACUGCAUUCUAUUGAGCAAAGACAGAAUCACUGCAGGAGAUGGUGUCAAAGCUCAUAAUCUGGCUGGAAAAUCAGUGAUCUCCAACCAAACCACCUGCAAAGUAUUCGAAAUCCUCAAAAGUGUGGGCAUAAAGACUGCCUUUGAGAAGCAGGUGGCUCCAAAUGCAUUCCUUUCAAAGAAAUGUGAGAUGAUCCCUAUUGAGUGGGUGACAAGACGUUUGGCUACUGGAUCAUUUUUGAAAAGACAUCCCGGUGUCAAGGAAGGUUAUCGUUUCAGCCCUCCUAAGCAGGAAACAUUCUUCAAGGAUGAUGCUAACCAUGACCCACAGUGGUCCAAGGAACAGAUUAUUUCUGCCGAAUUCAAGGUCAAUGGAACUCUCAUAGGUAGCCACGAGGUAGAUCUGAUGUCAAAGAUGUCCAUACUGGUAUUUGAAGUACUUGAAAAAGUAUGGCAGACGAGGAAUUGUGCUCUCAUUGACAUGAAGAUUGAAUUUGGAGUAGAUAGUGAUGGACAACUUAUGGUAGCAGACGUGAUCGACUCUGACAGUUGGCGACUGUGGCCUGCUGGUGACAAAAGACUGAUGGUAGACAAACAAGUGUACCGUAACCUGAGCACAGUCACAGACAAGGACUUGGAUACCGUGAAGAGAAACUUUGAAUGGGUGGUUGAACAGUUGGACCACUUGGUACCACCAAACGAACAUUUGGUAGUCAUCGUUAUGGGCAGCCCUGCUGAUAAAGCACAUUGUGAGAAUAUACAGAAGUAUUGUAAUGAGUUGGGACUGAAAAGCGAAGUCAGGUAAUCAUAGUAGAAUAAUAACUAGUUGGUUAAACUCUUUUAAUAAAAUCGUUGCAAUAAGUUUCAUAAUUUGGAAUGUGUAUAGUAUGACGCGUCUUUGCCACUGAUACUCUAAACUCUAGAAGAUCAACCAUUUAAUGUCACAACAGAUACCAGGGACUACAAUAUAACGUAGCAUUCAGAACGAGCUUUUGUUUUCUUGGUUUACAGCCUCAAUAAACCAAACUAGAAAGUGUUUUGUAAUCACAAGAAAUGUUUAAUUUCAGGUGUACGUCAGCUCACAAAACAACUGAAUAUACUCUUGAUAUGAUCAGUUUCUACGAAGGCUUGAAUGUCCCACUUGUAUUCAUCGCUGUAGCAGGUAGAUCAAAUGGAUUGGGACCAGUGAUUUCAGGUAAUAAUAAUAUGGAAACACCACCCUCUUGUACAAUCUCGAAAUUUUCACCUAUCUGUCACUAGUUGAGACUGUAACAAAAGGAAACACAACCAGGGACAGUAUAUCCUAACAUGCUGAUUUUUUACACACCCUGUAUCAUAAUGCCUCAAACAUAUUUUUUAUAAGUCUAAUCCUGCUAUCAGAGAAAAAACGUGUUCUUGUUAGGCUUCGAAGAAAUGGGAGCAAUGAGAAAAACAGCCAAUAUGCUGGAUCCAGUACCAAAAAUCAUAUAACUGUAUUGAAGCGUUUUUUUUUUCUCAAAUCAGCUCAUAGUCUUACCCAAAAACGACCAUUAUCGAAUCUGCGUCUUGCCAGGCCCAAAAUUGCGACAGAAGUUGUAACAAUUUUAUUGAACAGAUUCCAAAAACUGUUUUUCUUUUUUUCACAUCGGAGCAGGCAGAAGGCGAAAUGCCCGGGUACCGCGGCUGCUAUGAGGAUCCCAAUGAAACUUUGUUAAUCCAAUUUUUGAACUGCCUAAAGUUAGUAGAACUGGAAAAAGCAUCCUCUUAGGGAUUGUUCCACAAUCUCGACACUCUAGGAACAAAGGAGCGGUCGUAUCGGCCAUUUCUGGAUGUACGAAGUUUGACAUGGUUAGGAUGGAAGACCGAAGUUAGGCGGGUCUGUUUGACAGGCACAUCGCACGGUGGCAUCAUGGAGGAAAGCUCUGAGGAGCAAAGCCAGUUGGCGUAGCGGUAGAAGAGAGCUACAUCACCGGUGCAAAAGGGUCCAGAGACUGUCUGUUAGAUAAGUUAUCGAUCAGUUGGGCAGCCCUCCUCUGGAUAAUAGAGUCGGGGCGGCAGCACCCCAAACGUGUGAGGAAUACUCGAUGCUAGGUCUCACCUGGGCCUUGCCAUCAAGCCCUUGGUGAUCUGGACUCCAACCACCCUAAAUGAACGGCUUUCUUCCAGAACUCGGCCAUCCAUAACCGGAUGAGCGCUAGUACGUUUUUUGUUCCUCAAGGUACAGUACGGCGGCUUUUUGGAAGCAUUAAACUGUACAAGUUUGUUACAUCCCCAAGCAGUGCUAACCUCAGGGUCUCUAGUCAGAGAGGAAGUCGCUGGUAGUGUUCUUUUUUCCAGCUCACCGGCAGCGAUCGGCUUGUCGCUCUAUUCCUGUAUGUAGAGUACUGUGAUCAGCAAAACUGUGGAUUGGAUUGAUUGUGCAGGAAAGGAGGUCGUUGAUAUGAAAGAGGAACAGUGUCGGAGCUAAGAGCGAUCCCUGAGGAACACCCGCGUUGACGUUGUGGGAUGAAAAGGAGAACCUGUCAAUUACGUCGGAUAUCUUGCGGCCAGGGAAAAAGUCAGCCAUCCAUCUGGAAAGCUUUUCUGUCACAGCUGAUCUAACGCUUUCGUGAUAUCAAGAGCAACGGCAUGAGCCUCACCAUACCCAUAACUACGUUACGUGGUCUAGGAGGUCCCCUAUAGAUCUCUGGUGCCGGAAACGGUACUGCGUGUCGCUAAUCAACCCGUGAUGUUCGAGGAAGUCCAGAAGCUCGUGAUUUACGCACCUCUCCAUCACCUUACUUAUAACAGAAACCAGAGCUAUAAAACUGUAGUUGUAAGGGUCGGUCUUAGAUCCCUUUUAGGGAUGGGUUGGAUAUAAGCAAGUUUCCAGUUUUCUGGAAAGGUGCCGGAUUCGUAAGAUAUCUGGAACAGACCCGAAAGAACUGAAGCAAGCUUCGCUUUUCGCUCCAGAGUUUUUUUAGUCUAUUUUGAAUGUACAUUGCAAUUCAUUUAUUUUUUUCUAUCUUUACUUUCAAUGCGUGCGAGAGAAAGAAGCGUGUAACACGUUUGUUAUGUAACCUGUCGCGUUGCCAUCAUGCAGCCUCGCUCUGCAAAAGGUUGCGUGUACUGACGCAGAGUUUACGUAAAAACAAAUAUUUACUAUAACCCUGAAAUGCUUUAGGAUUUUGUUAAUAGACGUUUAAAGAAACUUUCAACAUAAUAUACGGCUUCAUAAGAACAAACCAAAAACAAUUUUUGGAAUUAAUAAAAAAAAAACAUUGUCAAACCAAUUUUGAUGCAAUUUUGAGUCAGGCGACAUAUGCAUAUUCGUUAAAAGGGACACUUUUUGAAUGGAAUUAUGGAAAAAGAAUUGGAAUAUUUUUGUGAGCAGAUACGAAGAUCCUUCCUUUUAUUCACAGUGGUCAUUUUCUUCAGAAAUAUUUUCCACCCCCUUUAGGGGGUGAAUUUUUGUGCGAAUAUUUUUUUUAGGAUCUGAAAGAUUACCUUCUUAUUCUGGUGUACCGGGUAUACAUUUACCUGGUCCCCCCUUAAAGAACACGGGGUAGUAGCGCCUCGGACCAAAGACAAUUGUAUACCAUCUUAAAAUACGAUAACAACGAUAAACGAAGUUGAAAAACUGUUUUUUCUAGAUUCUCGACAACCCCGCCAUAGGCGGAACUGAGAUAUCUAGCCACAUGAGCAUUAUUUUAAUCGUUUUUUUAGGUAACACCGACUACCCGGUAAUAAACUGUCCCCCUGGCCCGAAAGAAGAUCUGCAACGUGACGUAUGGUCCAGCCUAAAUGUGCCCUCAGGCCUUGGCUGCAGUACAGUCGUGUACCCCGAAACAGCUGCUUUGUGUGCCGCCCAAAAUAUCGCUCUCACAAACUACAUCGUUUGGGCCAAGCUCAGAGCACGAAGACUGGGAUUCCUUGAAACCCUGCCUAGGGCUGAUAAGGAAAUAAGAAGCACUCAUUGAAUAUUAAAUAUUUCGUUAUUAUAUUAAAAAUGUGAAUAAAUGGUUAUGGUAUGUAUGUGGUGUUCUUAAUCGCAACACACAGUGUUGUAAUAUAGCCGCCAAUGGUAAAUAUACAUGUGAUUCAAAUAUCGGUUAUGUGUCUUUAUAUACAGUCGAUAUUGCUACAUGAGGCCAUCUACAACCUUAUUCUAUACAGGGUGGCCAAUAUGUAACUGACUGGUUUGUAUCUUGAAUAUUUGUGAAAUGAAAUAAAAUACGUC
Molecule: messenger RNA, 4991 nt
Organism: Acanthoscelides obtectus
Lineage: Eukaryota; Metazoa; Arthropoda; Insecta; Coleoptera; Chrysomelidae
Source: the annotation of a GenBank genome assembly